Molecule: messenger RNA, 459 nt
Organism: Hibiscus syriacus
Lineage: Eukaryota; Viridiplantae; Streptophyta; Magnoliopsida; Malvales; Malvaceae
Exons: 2
Coding region: 73-459 (128 amino acids)
Source: RefSeq, a predicted model, not a curated record
UCCAUAUUGGCUUUACGUAUAUCAUCUUCAUGAUGGAAUAACAAAGUAGAACAACAAGAAGAGAAAAAGACAAUGGAGAAUGAAGAAGAAUUGUCCUCAAGGAGGCCAUCAAUAGGGUUUCCUCUCGGUUUAGCCCUUCUUUUGCUCUUGUUAUUCUGCAUAAGUGCUCUUCUUCUUUGCUAUUUCAACUGGCACAAGCUUCAGACUCUUAUCUUUGGAUCAUCCGAUCACGACGACUCCGACGACGAUAUUGAAUCAAACGUCGUGGAUCGUUCAUCAGAGUUUCAAGAUUCAUCUCCUGUCAUGAAGCCAAAAGAAAAAACUGUAGGGCAAACCUUGCUGGUUUUGAUGGCAGGAGAAAAGGUCCCAAGGUUCAUAGCAAUGGCUUGUCCAUGUGAGCCACCGAGAACGGCGAAGAUUGCCAUAACAGUAUCGAAACCUCCGACUGCACUCUAUUGA